GGCGGCGCUGGCGGCCGGCAAUGACCGCCGUCGAGGCGGUGGCGAGACACCGCCCACGCCGGGGGUGGCCCCGCGUGGGUCCGGGGACCGCGGCCGCUGCGCAUCAGCAGCGCCCAGAGAUCCGAGCGGAGCCGGGGAGGGAUGCGGGCACCGCCACCCGCCCGGGCGAGACCUCACCGCGUCCCGCACUGACGGCCGCCCCGCCGCCCGCGCUCUCCUCCGGGGCUUGGCGGGGAGCGGCGGCUCCCGGGGCCGCGCAGCCCAUGGCCAGCUCCGCGCAGCCCCCGGCGGCGGCGGGGGGCGGCGGCCCCGACGGCGGGUCUCUGGCGGGGGGCGGCGAGACCUUCGGGGACCGCUCCCUCAGCCAGGGCCUGAGCGUGCUGGUGGGGCUGGGGCUCUGCGUGACCAUGCUGGGGCUGGGCUGCGCCGUGGAGUUGGGGCAGCUGGGGCACCAGCUCCGGCGGCCCGUAGGGCUGCUGCUGGCGCUGCUGGGGCAAUUCGUGGCCAUGCCACUGCUGGCCUUUCUCCUCGCCCUCAUCUUCGCCCUAGACGAGGUGGCGGCCGUGGCUGUACUGCUGUGCGGCUGCUGCCCCGGAGGCAACCUCUCCAACCUCAUGUCGGUGCUCGUCGACGGGGAUAUGAAUCUGAGCAUUAUCAUGACGGCCUCCUCCACGCUGCUGGCCCUGUUCCUGAUGCCCCUCUGCCUCUGGAUCUACAGCCGCCACUGGAUCAACACGGCCGUGGUGCAGCUGCUGCCCCUGGGGGCGGUAAGCCUGACGCUGGGCAGCACCCUGCUGCCCAUCGGCCUGGGGGUGCUCAUCCGCUACCGGCACCCCCGCGCCGCCGACCUCCUGGUCAAGAUUUCCCUGUGGUCCCUCUUGGUGACUCUGGUGGUCCUGUUCAUCCUGACUGGGACCAUGCUGGGCCCAGAUCUGUUGGCACAGAUUCCUGCGUCUGUCUACGCCAUUGCAGUGCUGAUGCCUCUGGCAGGGUACGCCUUGGGAUAUGGCUUAGCCACCAUCUUUAAAAUGCCCCCACACUGCAGGAGAACAGUAUCUUUGGAAACAGGGUGUCAAAACGUCCAGCUCUGCACUGCCAUCCUAAAACUCACCUUCUCCCCGGAGCUCAUAGGGAGCAUGUACAUGUUUCCCUUGCUUUAUGCACUUUUUCAGUCAGCAGAAGCGGGACUGUUUGUGCUGGCAUACAAGAUGUAUGGAAAAGACAGCUACAAGCAAGAUACCCUUGGUGAAGAGGAAGACACAGAUAUUUCCUACAAGAAACUGAAGGAAGAGGAGGUAGCUGAUACUUCAUAUGGCACAGUGACCACAGAGGAGCACAACUCCAUUCAGAUGGAGCCGACUCAGACGGCGCUUUAGGCAGGACAAAGAGGUAACUCCCAGAGACGUGAAUGUGUGUUGUGCUUGCAACCAGGCUGGGGCUGUGCUCGCUGCUGUGCAAGCGGAGCUGCCCAGCCUCUAUUGUUUCUCCAGCUACUCCCAUUGUACAAGGUGAUAUGUGUUUAUUAUCAUGACAGUUCUACUUCCUCAAAAGUAAACGUGAAAAAAAAAAAAAAGAAAAAAAAAGAAAAAAUAAAGAAAAAGCAUCGCUGCGACACAAACCAGUAACUGUAAAACUUCAUGCAAGGAGGCUGCUGCCUGACUGAGUGCAGCAGGAAUGGGUACAAAGAAGAAACAGUGUUCUACAGAGUCAACACCAACUCACUGUCAGUUGAGAUGACAGGAAAAACCACGUCGCAUGUGUAUCUCUGUGCCUCCCACCUGCUGUAAAAGCAUUGUUCUCAUUGUUGUCACCACAAAUACAUGGCGAAGCCGAAUCAAA
This is a messenger RNA of Vidua chalybeata, 1839 nucleotides long. RefSeq names its product solute carrier family 10 member 4 (gene SLC10A4). The coding region runs from base 21 to 1376 and encodes 451 amino acids. Gene Ontology annotation, cellular component: membrane. Gene Ontology annotation, biological process: bile acid and bile salt transport. Gene Ontology annotation, molecular function: bile acid:sodium symporter activity. NCBI's taxonomy places the organism in Eukaryota, Metazoa, Chordata, Aves, Passeriformes, Viduidae. The record is from RefSeq and is a predicted model, not a curated record. The transcript has 3 exons.